GCAAUCGCAACGGCAGAGACGCUGUCUUGCGAGCUGUUUGAUUUCAAUUCGGGUGUGGCAUAAAUUAUUGAAAUAAAAUAUUGUUGUAUCCGUGAGCUAGUGGUACAGCUUGAUCGACAUGAUUUGGCAUAAUAUAUUUGCAGUUAUUUCUUUGCUGGUUAUUUCGGUUAUCGUAGUGUUCGGGCUGGAAUGUUACGUUUGUGAAAACCAAGAAGAUAACAAUGAGAAAUGCGUGAAAACCAUAAUGACUUGUCGAGAUUAUGAAGAUGUAUGUUUGACUAAGAUAAAAUGGGGCAGUCCGCCUUAUUGGUCUCAAGGGGCGAAGAAGCAGUAUUACAUAUCGAAGACUUGUUCGAGCAAGACCGAAUGCGCGGCCACCAGGCAGCGGUACAUGCCCACCUGCACCCAUAUCUGGUAUCAGGAUUGGGAAUGCUCGGAUUGUUGUCAAGGAGACAGGUGUAAUUACUAUAUCAUAAUUUGCCACUGUUUUUACAACCCGACCGAUAGCGGUGCCGUACAGAUUACGCAAAGUAACUUGGACAUGGUAUUGGCUUCCAAUGAGGUGGUAUUUAUCAAUUUCUACGCCGAAUGGUGUAGAUUCAGCAACAUGCUGAUGCCUAUAUUUGAUGAUGCCGCCGACGAAGUGACCAAAGCCGGAUAUGACCCUGGCAAGGUGGUCAUGGGGAAGGUGGACUGUGACAAGGAAGGAGCGGUGGCAACCAGGUUCCAUAUCACAAAGUAUCCCACAUUGAAGCUUUUCCGUAAUGGGUUGCCUGCAAAAAAAGAAUACAGAGGUCAGCGAUCAGUAGAAGCAUUCUCAGACUUUAUCAAAAAACAGCUGACCGAUCCUGUCAUCACGUUCAGUUCUCUCAAAGAGCUCCAUGACCUAAGCGAGGACAAGAGACAUAUCAUUGGCUACAUGGAUCGCAGGGACCAGCAGGAAUACCAGUUGCUCAGGAAGGUGGCUGCUAGUCUCAAAGAUGAGUGCAUUUUCCAUGCUGGCUUUGGGGAAGCGUCGCAACAAAUGCAUCCAGCAGGCCAGCCAAUUGUCGUAUUUAGAACGGACCGAAAAGUGUCCGAAGAGCCAGAUGAGACCUACAAGGGUUCCCUCACAAACUUCGACGAGCUCUACACAUGGGUGCAAGAGAAGUGUAUACCCCUAGUGCGGGAGAUCACCUUCGAAAAUGCAGAGGAAUUAACGGAGGAGGGAUUGCCAUUCCUCAUCUUGUUCCACCAUCCUACUGACACGGAGAGUGUGAAGAGAUAUAAGGAGAUUAUUAAGAGAGAUUUGGCCCCUGAAAAACAGAACAUCAACUUCCUAACGGCGGACGGCGUGCGGUUCGAGCACCCGCUGCACCACCUCGGCAAGUCCGUGUCCGACCUGCCGCUGAUCGCCAUCGACUCGUUCCGGCACAUGUACCUGUUCCCCAACUACAGCGACAUGGAGAAGCCCGGGAAGCUGUUCCACUUCUUGCAAGACUUGUACUCGGGGAAACUACAUAGGGAAUUCCACUACGGCCCGGAUCCGAACCAAAUAGCAGAUAGCAACGACGUCAAAGUGACAACGCCACCCGAAUCCACUUUCAAGAAGCUAGCUCCCUCCAAAAACAGAUACACUUUGCUGCGAGACGAGUUAUAAGGUUACUGUGACCCUUAUCAUUUAGUUUAAGCAUAGAGAAAUGUAGUAAGAAUAGAGUGCUCACUCCAUACAUAAGUUUUGGUACCAAAACGACUAUUUUCGCAGUCGACAUCUAGAUGUAGACUCGAUGCCAGCAUCGAGUAGCGGAAUUCUCAGUACCGCUACUUGAUACUAGAAUUCUCUAGUGUCGCGACUCACGAAAAUUGUAUUAAACAACAAUUUACAACUAAUAUUAGAAGUACGAGUUGAAAAUAGAGUUCUGGUUAGCCCGGUUAUGAUAUUACCUGAAAAUUGUUUAAUAUUAGACUUUUCGGUCGUUACAACAUCUAUUGUCAAGUAGCAGUACUGAUGAUUUCGCUACUCGAUGCUAGAUGUCGACUAUGACAAUAAUACAUAGUCGUUUUGAUACAAAAACUGAUGUAUGGAUGGAGUGAGCACUCCUAUGUAUUUUUUUCUCUAUGGUUUAAGUUCGGAGCCAUCCAACUUCACCUUUCCGUUUAAAUUAAUUCCUUUCUGCAUUUCCCUUCGAUAUUUAUUUUAAUUAAAAGCCUUUCCUUGAACAAAAUAAUGUAUUCAUUGCAUUAGAUAAUGCAAGAAUUACCAUUAAAUUAAAGUCGUCUGCUUAAAACGUAAACUGGCGGAACUGGUUUUGUAUUCGAGUCCCAAAAUGAACAUGCAUUUAUUUAGUUGAAUUUGUUGACGAAUAAGAAUGUUAUUUAAGAGUUCUCAUAAGAAAUCAGCGCUAAACUUUAAUGGACUUACGAGUAUAUUGAGAAUCAGACCUUUCAAGGCAUGAGGGUUAAACAAAUUUUGCCACCGAGUGAAACAACAUUUUUCACCACAACAACACAAGGAAAAUACUAACUGUAAAAUAUCAGAUAUAAUCAAAGCAAAUCGAUUCAAAAUGAAUGUUUAUCAUUCAAAAUCAUCAUUUAAAACUCAGUUCUACCAGCCAUCAUGAGGAAACAACUCAAAUUCUGCAUAUGAUUACAUUGCCCCACAUGUGGAUAAAGUGCAAGUGUGGUGAAAAAUGAAUUAUUAGAUUUUUCUUGUACUAUAUUUAAAGACAAUUUUGAUUUAUUGUCUAUACGAAUAUGUCUUGUCAGGUCAUACGAGUAUUGUCCCAUAAAAAUAAAUGAAGUAAAUUUAUAUAUUACGAUGUACGGGUUUACGUUUUAUGCGAAUGAAGAAAAGCUCAUCAGUUUUAUAACUGUAACAUGAUUGUACUUUUGCUUCAAUACUAGCCGACACUUAUGAAAAUAUUAUUAAUUUAUUAUAGUACAUAUAUAUUGUAUAGGUUCAAGAACCGAAUCGAAUUUCUAUUGGUAGUUUCAUAUAAGUAAUUUUUAAUCGAGCUUCAGAUUUUUUUCGCGUAUCGUAUCGCGGUGGCAUCCUCUUUUAUGUUUUCUUAGCUGCCUGCUAAUACAUGCCUUUUCCAUCCUAUGUUUUGCAUUGUAACGUAACAAAUGUUACACUAGAUUUUGGUUUACACCGUACAAAUCAAUGUAAUAUACAUUAAUGUAAACAAAGUUGUCGCAAAGUAUAUUUGAUUUGUAUAUCUUGUAUAUUUACUACUUGUAUUAUGUAUUGAUAAGAAAUCUUGUGAUCUAACUACCACUAUUGUUGCGAUUUAUAUCCGUAUGUAUCUCCUUUUCGUUAUUUAUAAUUAUUGUUACGCAAGUUGAAAUGGAACAGUCAGCAGCAGAAGUUGCUAAGCGGGUGAGGUGUUCAAAAUUACCUUGACACGCUCUUAUCUUAAGAAUAAAGUCGCGUCAAGAUCAUUUUGAACACCUCGCCCGCGUAGCAACUUCUGCUGCUGACUCAACCUGAAAGCGAGUGAGUGUGCAUAAGAGUUGACAUCCAAAUGCAAUACGAUUUAUUCUGGCAAGUAUGUGAGAAAAGCCACAUUUAGAUGGUUCAAGAAAUUGCAGGCAAUAUUCGAUACAUUGCUAGGAAGCGCUGGUGGCCUAGCGGUAAGAGCGUGCGACUUGCAAUCCGGAGGUCGCGGGUUCAAACCCCGGCUCGUACCAAUGAGUUUUUCGGAACAUAUGUAAGUACGAAAUAUCAUUUGAUAUAAUUACUAGUCGCUUUUCGGUGAAGGAAAACAUAGUGAGGAAACCGGACUAAUCCCAAUAAGACCUAGUUUCCCCUCUGGGUUGGACGGUCAGAUGGUAGUCGCUUUCGUAAAAACUAGUACCUACGUCAAAUCAUGGGAUUAGUUGUCAAGCGGACCCCAGGCAUGUGAACCGUGGCAAAAUUCCGGGAUAACGCGAGGAAGAAGAAGAUUCGAUACAUUGCUGACUACAGAGUACCAUCGCCCACACUGUUCUGUCCAUCGGUGGACCUUAUGCCUUUUGUAAUAAGGUCCACCGAUCCGAUGGACAGUUAAAGAGUGUUGGUGUUUAUAUAACGAAUUCACUUGAUCGCCCAAAUACUGCAAUGUAACGAAAAUCGCAUGCAAGUUCUUGGACGGUCUAAUGGGGCUUGAGAGAGAGACGAAUGCAUUAUGUCUGUGAAAAACGCUAUCGCCCUACCAGUACUAUCUUGAACAUAAUUAACUUUCUAUUCGUAAACCUUGCAAUGUCAAGGUCUAACCAAAGAGAAUUUGAAAUAGAAGAAUAUUGGCAAAGUAAAUUAUGUAGUCUGUACAUUUACUGCCAUCUUUCGACGCAAAUCAUUAAAACUUGUAGAACGCCAGUCAAAUGACUUUGAUCCUUAUUCCUUCAUUGAUACGUGUUAAAUAUGUUAAAUGUUAAAAAGUAUCGCCAUCUACUCGAGAGUAGGCCAAAGGUAUGGCGCCAUCGCUCGAAAAGAUUGCACGUUCUAAAGUGUUAAUCAUUUGUGUCGAAAGAUGGCAGUAACUGUGUUGACUACUUGACUACAUAAUUUACUUUGACAAUAUUCCUCUAGUCUAAAUUCUCAUUUGUCUAAAGUUCUACCAAUGAUUAGUUAAGUGGGUUACCGGGAGUACGGAAGGCAUAUAAUGGUCACAUUGGUCACCACAUUGGUGUUCCUAAUAAGGUAAUUAGAUUUAGGUAUCUUAUUAGAAUAAUUAACCAAUUUAAUUCUUGGAACGACACGCCUAUUUUAUACAACGGGUCAUCGUAAACCUUAUCUUGUAUGGACGACGGUUGAUAUUAAUUUAACUGUAACCGUGAUUGGCGGUCAAAGGGUUGAGAAGCCUUAUUGAGAAAACCAAAAGUUUCAUCUUGCGCUUGAAUGCGACCAUAAUAGCCUUUAGUAACCGGCAUGUUGAAAUCUGCUGUCUAAUAGUGAUACUUUCUAUAUAGGGUAAUCAAAUUAGAUUCCCAGCAAGCUGGAAAUCGUCUUGAUACAUUUUGGAAAAAAAAUUGCUCUUUUUCAGUUUUUUGCUUGUAGUUCAAAAACGGUACGUCCGACGGAAAAUUUGCUCUAAUCAUGAUAAAAAUUUACAUCUGAGGAUUCGAAGAGGCCGCCACUUUGAAUUUCUUCCGUUGUAAAAUCGUGUUAAAAUCCGAUUUUAUUUUACCAGUGUCUGGUUUAAAUGAUUUUGAAGGUGGGUUCCUUCUACAUCGAGUGGUUUUGUCAAUCCGAGGUAAAGUAUAUCUCCCAAGGCUCGCAAAAUGUAUCUACAUCUCUUGAUAUAGAGCAAACUCAGAUUAUACGCAUUUAGGACCAAUUGAAGAUAUUAAAAUGAUUACCAGCUUGAUGGGAAUUAAUUCCUCAACACGCUUUUUUGGAUCUAUUUUUAUUGGCCUAAUAUGUUGCGUAUCAUUCUUAUUCCAGAGAUAAACUGUUACACAGGCAGUCAAUAGACUGUGGAACGCACUUUUGUAUGGUUUUCCAGUCUGUAUUAUUGAUAAAAAAUUAGUUAUUUGUUGUUAGAAGUGGGCUAAGAAAAAAAUGUGCUGAAUUGUCACACGGCCGUACAGCGACAUCUAUUUAAACUGUCAUUCUUAGACUUUACAGUUACAUCUUCUAAUAUAACUUUUAGUUGAUAGUACCCGUUUACACUUUGAUUCUUCACUUGGAUCAUUAUGCUAUUCGCAAACAAGAGUGCUACAUUCCUCGAGGUAAAGGAAAGAGUUGUCACUAUUAUGUGAAAUGUUUGUACAAAUUGUAUGUCAUGUGUCGCGUGUUAUGGUGUAAUAAAAUUUCUAAAACUUAAAA
This is a messenger RNA of Cydia fagiglandana, 5788 nucleotides long. RefSeq names its product endoplasmic reticulum resident protein 44 (gene ERp44). Gene Ontology annotation, cellular component: endoplasmic reticulum membrane; endoplasmic reticulum-Golgi intermediate compartment. NCBI's taxonomy places the organism in Eukaryota, Metazoa, Arthropoda, Insecta, Lepidoptera, Tortricidae. The transcript has 8 exons. Gene Ontology annotation, molecular function: protein disulfide isomerase activity. Gene Ontology annotation, biological process: protein folding. The record is from RefSeq and is a predicted model, not a curated record. The coding region runs from base 119 to 1639 and encodes 506 amino acids.